Siniperca chuatsi (mandarin fish) is the source of this 15936-nucleotide messenger RNA. It is a transcript of the gene lrp1ab, whose product is annotated as low density lipoprotein receptor-related protein 1Ab. The coding region runs from base 568 to 14211 and encodes 4547 amino acids. The transcript has 89 exons. The record is from RefSeq and is a predicted model, not a curated record. Gene Ontology annotation, molecular function: calcium ion binding; protein binding. Lineage: Eukaryota; Metazoa; Chordata; Actinopteri; Centrarchiformes; Sinipercidae.
CGCUCAGUUACCCCAUUUUUGAGGAGGCGAGCUUACGUCACGGGCUCGUCCACAGUGCUGGAGCUUGAGAUUCACCAUCCACUCAUGCAACCACAAGCACAGGGAGGCAUUGGCGCUGCGAGGGGGUGGAAAAAACAAACAAACAAUCGCUUUUACUUUUUUAAUUUUUCUUUUUAGUUUGGAAUGAACUGAACGGGCCCGGAGACCUGCAGCGCUUCUGGACGAAUCCGGUGGCAUGGUGUGGUGAAACAGACCCCAGCAAGCACAGAGAGACAGAGGUUGCACUGUGCAUCAUGUUUGAAUGCCGAUAAUCAAUUAGUAAUAUACAUGACUGUGCUGCUGCAUUGCCUAUAGCCUCGCCGGGCUGAAGCAAGUCUCCUUUUAUUGCAGAAGCCCGUCUGAAGCGGCCACCGUGCGGGGCUGAGGGUGCAACUGAACGGACAAUCGCAGCCGGACCAUUGAAGGGGUUCGGAUGAGGUGGUUGAUCGGGUUGUUAGGUUUUAGAAAUCCAGCCAACUUUUCCUCUAUUCCUUUCUAACAGCAGUGCCAUCAAGCAUUGCUCAGGAGAUGGCGAUGAGGUUGUUCUACUUGGGAUUUAUACUCUGCUUGGAGAUCACAUCUCCUAACGGUGCAACCGUAGCUCCCAAAGCUGACGACCAGCCCAAGACCUGCAGCUCUAAGCAGUUUGUAUGUAAGGACCAGGUGACCUGUAUCUCCAAAGGCUGGCGCUGCGAUGGGGAGAAGGACUGUCCAGAUGGCUCGGACGAAUCGCCAGAUAUCUGCUCACACAACAGGGCGAACCAGUGUCCUGUCAAUGAACAUGGGUGCCUGGACCCGGAUGUGUGUAUCCAUAUGAGCAAAGUGUGUGAUGGUGUCCCCGACUGCACCGAUGGCUGGGAUGAGGGGCCUCACUGCAGAGAUCAAGCACCAGGCUGUGCCUCCCAUGGGUGCCAGUUUCACUGUGCUGUGACUCAUGAUGGGCCUCUGUGCUACUGUAGCAAUGGCUACGAGGUUGCUGCAGAUGGAAAGACAUGUAAAGAUUUCAAUGAGUGCAAUGUGUAUGGCACUUGCAGUCAGACGUGCACAAACACUGAGGGUUCCUACACCUGCAGCUGUGUGGAGGGCUACCUGCUGCAGCCAGACAACCGCUCCUGCAAAGCCAAAAAUGAGCCGGUGGAUCGUCUCCCCAUGCUGUUGAUUGCUAACCUCCAUGACAUCCGCUGCACCUCCCUGAGCGGCUCCACGUCCCGGCUGCCCUCCAUUGCCACCAAGCAGACCAUGGCUAUGGACUUCAUCUAUGCCGAGGAGACCGUCUGCUGGAUAGAUGUGGGUGACACCCCCGCUGCCACUCAGCUGAAGUGCGCCAGCAUCCCUGACCUCAAGACUGUCACUAACAUCCAUACCAUCAACAUCUCCCUCAGCCUGCACCAUGUGGAGCAGAUGGCUAUCGACUGGCUGACCGGAAACUUCUACUUUGUGGAUGAUGUGGACGACCGGGUGUUUGUCUGCAAUAAGAACGGCCAGACGUGUGUGACCCUGCUGGACCAAGAGCUGUACAACCCUAAAGGCAUCGCCUUGGAUCCGGCCAUGGGCAAAGUGUUCUUCACAGACUAUGGAUCUACGCCGAGGGUGGAGCGCUGUGACAUGGAUGGUCAGAACCGCACUAAGCUGGUGGACAGCAAGAUUGUCUUCCCCCAUGGUAUCACACUGGACCUGGUCAACCGGUUGGUGUACUGGGCUGACGCCUACCUGGACUACAUCGAAGUGGUCGACUAUGAGGGCAAGAACCGACACACCAUCAUCCAGGGCCUGCUGAUUGAGCACCUGUAUGGGCUGACUGUAUUUGAGAACUACCUGUAUGCCACCAACUCAGACGAAGGCAAUCUCAACCCCAAGACCAGUGUGAUCCGAGUGAACCGCUUUAACAGCUCCGACUUCCAGGUGGUGACGCGGGUAGACCGGGGAGCUGCACUGCACGUGUACCACCAGAGGCGCCAACCUCAAGUGCGCAGCCAUGCAUGUGCCCUGGAUCAGUUUGGGAAGGCUGGAGGUUGCUCUGAUAUCUGUCUGCUGAGUAACAGCCACAAGACCCGUACGUGCCGCUGUCGCUCUGGAUUCAGCCUUGGCAGCGAUGGGAAGUCCUGCAAGAAACCAGACCAUGAGUUGUUCUUGGUGUAUGGUAAGGGUCGUCCUGGAAUCAUCAGGGGCAUGGACAUGAAUGCAAAGGUGCCCGAUGAGUACAUGAUUCCCAUUGAGAACCUAAUGAAUCCCCGAGCACUGGAUUUCCACGCUGCUAGUGAAUUUAUCUACUUUGCUGAUGCCACCAGCUACAUUAUUGGCCGACAGAAGAUAGAUGGCACAGAGAGAGACACCAUACUAAAGGAAGGUAUUCACACAGUAGAGGGGAUAGCAGUAGACUGGAUGGGAGGUAAUCUCUACUGGACAGAUGAUGGGCCUAAGAAGACUAUCAGUGUUGCCAGGCUGGAGAAGGCUUCUCAGACCCGCAAGACUCUCAUUGAGGGCAAGAUGAGCCACCCUCGUGCAAUUGUGGUUGACCCCCAGCAUGGAUGGAUGUACUGGACUGACUGGGAGGAGGACCCCACAGAGAGCAACAGAGGGAAGAUCAAGAAAGCUUGGAUGGAUGGUUCCCAUCACCAAGUGUUCCUGACCAGCAAGACGGUGCUGUGGCCUAAUGGCUUGAGUCUGGACAUUCCCCAGGGCAUCCUGUACUGGGUGGAUGCUUACUACGACCGUAUUGAGUUGUUUUACCUCAACACCACUGAGCGAAAGGUGGUUUAUGAGGGGCAGGAGCUUAACCACGCCUUUGGCUUAUGUCAUUACAAGCAAUUUCUUUUUUGGAAUGAGUACCGUGGCGGCAGCAUCUACAAACUGGACCAGGUCACUAAGACGGUCACCCUACUCCGCAAUGAGAGGCCACCCAUCUUUGAGAUCAGAGUGUAUGAUGCACACCAGCAGCAAGGCACCAAUGCGUGUCGAGUUAACAAUGGUGGCUGUAGCAGUCUGUGCCUUGCUAUUCCUAACGGCAGGUCCUGUGGCUGUGCUGAUGAUCAAAUCCUGGAUGUCGAUAAUGUCACCUGCAAAGCCAACCCCUCCUACGUGCCCCCGCCCCAGUGCCAGCCCGGGGAGUUUGCCUGCAAGAACAACCGCUGCAUCCAAGAGCGCUGGAAGUGUGACGGAGACAACGAUUGUCUGGACAAUAGUGAUGAGGCUCCUGAGCUCUGCCACCAGCACACCUGCCCAGCUGAUCGAUUUAAAUGCCAGAACAACCGCUGUAUCCCUCUGCGGUGGCUGUGUGACGGCGACAAUGACUGCGGCAAUGAUGAAGAUGAAUCCAACACCACCUGCUCUGCUCGCACAUGCCCACCGAACCAGUACCCUUGCGCGAGUGGGCGCUGCAUCCCCAUCUCCUGGACAUGUGACCUGGAUGACGACUGUGGAGACCGCUCAGAUGAACCAGACUCCUGUGCCUACCCAACCUGCUUCCCUCUGACCCAGUUCACCUGCGCCAAUGGCCGCUGCAUCAACAUCAACUGGCGCUGUGACAACGACAAUGACUGUGGGGAUAACAGUGAUGAAGCCGGCUGCAGCCAUUCCUGCUCCAGUGUCCAGUUUAAAUGUAACAGUGGCCGCUGCAUCCCAGAAUACUGGACCUGUGACGGCGACAAUGACUGUGGAGACUACAGUGACGAGACUCAUGCCAACUGUACCAACCAGGCUACCCGUCCUCCAGGCGGCUGCCAUGUAGAUGAGUUCCAGUGUCGGAUGGACGGCCUGUGCAUUCCCAUGCGCUGGUGCUGUGACGGGGACACAGAUUGUAUGGACCUGAGUGAUGAGAGCAACUGCGAGGGUGUGACCCACAUGUGUGAUCCAGCAGUCAAGUUUAGCUGCAGGGACUCUGCUCGCUGCAUUAGCAAGGCCUGGGUGUGUGAUGGUGACAGUGACUGUGAGGACAAUUCGGAUGAGGACAACUGUGAGGCGUUGGUGUGCAAGUUGUCUCACCACAUGUGUGCUACCAACGACUCCAUCUGUCUGCCUGCUGAGAAGCUGUGUGAUGGCACUGACGAUUGUCCGGAUGGCUCUGAUGAGAAACUUUGUGACUUGUGUUCAUUGGACAAUGGUGGCUGUAGCCACAACUGCAGCAUAAUUCCUGGGGAGGGCUUCAUGUGCUCUUGUCCCCUGGGCAUGGAGCUGGGAGCCGACAACAAGACCUGCCAGAUCCAGAGCUUCUGUCCCAAACACCUCAAGUGUAGCCAGAAGUGCGAGCAGGAGAAAUCCAGCGUCAAGUGCUCCUGCUACGAGGGCUGGGAGUUGGAGUCUGACAUGGAGAGCUGCAAAAGCACUGAUCCCUUCAAGCCUUUCAUCAUCUUCUCCAAUCGCCAUGAGAUCAGAAGGAUUGAUCUUCACAAGGGGGAGUUCAGUGUGCUAGUACCAGGCCUGAGGAACACCAUCGCCUUGGACUUCCACCUCAACGAGAGCACCCUUUACUGGACUGAUGUCGUAGAGGACAAGAUCUACCGCGGGAAACUAUCUGAAAAUGGAGCCCUGACCAGUUUUGAGGUGGUGAUCCAGUAUGGACUGGCUACUCCAGAGGGCCUGGCUGUGGACUGGAUAGCAGGAAACAUCUACUGGGUGGAGAGCAAUCUGGACCAGAUAGAGGUGGCCAAACUGGAUGGGACCAUGAGAACCACCCUACUGGCUGGAGAGGUGGAGCACCCAAGGGCCAUCGCCCUAGACCCUCGAGAUGGUAUUCUAUUUUGGACAGACUGGGAUGCCAGUCUGCCCAGGAUUGAGGCAGCAUCUAUGAGUGGUGAAGGCAGACGCACCAUCCACAGGGAAACAGGCAGUGGCGGCUGGCCCAACGGACUCACUGUGGACUACAUGGAAAGACGCAUUGUCUGGAUUGAUGCCAGGUCAGAUGCUAUCUACUCUGCUAUGUACGACGGUUCUGGGCUGAUUGAAGUGUUACGGGGUCAUGAGUAUUUGUCCCACCCCUUUGCUGUCACCAUGUAUGGAGGAGAGGUCUACUGGACUGACUGGAGGACUAAUACGCUAGCAAAAGCCAACAAAUGGACAGGACACAAGGUCACUGUAGUCCAGCGCACCAACACACAGCCCUUUGACCUGCAGGUCUAUCACCCGUCCAGACAACCCCAGGCUCCUAACCCAUGUGCCACCAGUGAUGGUAAAGGGCCUUGCUCCCACCUCUGUCUCAUCAACUUCAACCAGACCUUCUCCUGUGCCUGCCCUCACCUCAUGAAGCUGCAGCGUGACAAACGCACCUGCAAAGAGUCCCGCAAGUUCCUUCUAUAUGCUCGUCAAAUUGAGAUCCGGGGUGUAGACAUUGACAACCCCUACUACAACUACAUCAUCUCCUUCACCGUGCCGGACAUAGACAAUGUGACAGUGGUGGACUAUGAUGCUGUGGAGCAUCGCAUCUACUGGUCAGAUGUCCGAACGCAGACGAUCAAGAGAGCUUUCAUUAACGGCACAGGGGUUGAGACUGUUGUGUCUGCUGACCUUCCCAAUGCUCAUGGGCUGGCAGUAGACUGGGUGUCGAGAAACCUCUUCUGGACCAGCUAUGAUGCCAAUAAAAAGCAGAUCAAUGUGGCCAGACUGGAUGGAUCUUUCAAGAAUGCUGUCAUCCAGGGCUUAGACAAGCCCCACUGUCUGGUGGUACAUCCUCUACUGGGGAAGCUAUUCUGGACUGACGGUGACAACAUAAGUAUGGCUAACAUGGAUGGUAGCAACCACACCACACUUUUCACCAAUCAAAAAGGACCAGUAGGCCUCUCUAUUGACUAUGAAAAAGAGCAGCUGUACUGGAUCAGCUCAGGAAACAGCACCAUUAACCGCUGUCAGCUGGAUGGAAGUAAACUAGAGAUCCUGGAAGGUGUUAAAGGCAAACUUACCAAGGCUACUGCAUUGGCUAUUAUGGGAGACAAGCUGUGGUGGGCAGACCAGGGAACUGACCAGAUAGGAACAUGUGACAAGAAGGAUGGGGGCAAUUGGAAGGUUUUGCGAAACAACACCUCGCCUAUGAUGCACAUGAGGAUCUAUGAUGAGGAUGUGCAGAAAGCGGGUAUCAACCUAUGCAGUAACAACAAUGGCGACUGCUCCCAGCUGUGUCUGCCCACCUCACCAACAACCAGGGCCUGCAUGUGCACUGCAGGAUACAGCCUCAAGACAGGACAGCAGUCCUGUGAAGGUAUGGGCUCUUUCCUGCUUUACUCUGUUCAUGAGGGAAUCAGAGGAAUUCCACUCGACCCGGCAGACAAAUCUGACGCCUUGGUGCCAGUGUCUGGCACCUCUCUGGCUGUUGGCAUCGACUUCCACGCUGAGAAUGACACCAUCUACUGGGUGGACAUGGGCCUAAGCACCAUCAGCAGGGCUAAGAGAGACCAGACAUGGAGAGAAGAUGUGGUCACCAACGGCAUUGGCAGGGUGGAGGGCAUCACCGUUGACUGGAUAGCAGGAAAUAUUUACUGGACUGACCAGGGCUUUGAUGUGAUCGAGGUGGCCAGGCUGAAUGGCUCCUUCCGUUAUGUAGUAAUUUCUCAGGGCCUGGACAAACCCAGAGCCAUCACUGUCCACCCAGUUAAAGGGUAUCUGUUCUGGACUGAGUGGGGUCAGUACCCUCGUAUUGAGCGCUCUAGGUUGGAUGGCACCCAGAGGUUGGUCCUGGUCAAUGUGAGCAUCAGUUGGCCCAAUGGAAUCUCCGUUGACUACGAGGAGGGUCUGCUGUAUUGGUGCGAUGCCAGGACAGACAAGAUUGAGCGUAUCAACCUGGAGACUGGAGAGAACAGGGAGCUGGUGUUGGCCAACAACAACAUGGACAUGUUUGCUGUGUCUGUUUUUGAGGAAUACAUUUAUUGGAGUGACAGGACUCAUGCCAAUGGCUCCAUUAAGAGAGGCAGCAAAGACAACGCUACAGAUGCUGUGCAGCUCAGGACUGGCAUUGGUGUACAGUUGAAAGACAUCAAGGUUUUCAACAGGGCCAGGCAGCAAGGCACCAACGUCUGCAAAGACAAAAACGGCGGCUGUGAACAGCUGUGUCUUUACCGUGGCAACGCGGAGCGCACCUGCGCCUGUGCUCAUGGCAUGCUGGCAGAGGACAACCGUGGUUGUCGUGACUAUGACGGAUACCUGCUGUACUCUGAGCGUACCAUUCUGAAAAGCAUCCACCUGUCCGACGAGACAAACCUCAACGCGCCAAUAAAGCCGUUUGAGGACCCUGACCACAUGAAAAAUGUCAUCGCCCUCAGCUAUGACUAUCAUGGCGGUGGAGGGAAGGGAGCCAACCGCAUCUUCUUCAGCGACAUCCACUUUGGCAACAUCCAGCAGAUCAACGAUGAUGGCACAGACCGCAAGAUUGUGGUGGACAAUGUAGGGUCAGUUGAGGGCCUGGCAUACCACCGUGGUUGGGAUACACUCUACUGGACCAGUUACACAACCUCCACCAUCACUCGCCACACCGUGGACCAGAGCCGCUCUGUGGCCUAUAACCGCAACACUGUGGUCACUAUGUCUGGAGAAGACCACCCCAGAGCCUUUGUGCUGGAUGAGUGUCAGGAUAUUAUGUUCUGGACCAACUGGAAUGAGCAGGCUCCCAGCAUCAUGAGGGCCUCUCUGAAUGGAGCCAAUGUGCUCGUGAUCAUCGGCAGUGACAUUAAAACUCCUAACGGCCUGGCCAUUGAUCACCGUGCUGAGAAACUCUACUUCUCUGACGCCACACUAGACAAGAUUGAACGCUGCGAAUAUGAUGGAAGCAGCCGUUAUGUCUUGUUGAAGAAUGAGCCUGUCCAUCCGUUCGGCCUGGCUGUGUAUGGAGACUACAUCUUCUGGACUGACUGGGUGAGGAGGGCCGUCCUUAGAGCUGAUAAAUACACUGGAGGAGACAUGAAAGUGCUGCGUGCUGACAUCCCUCAGCAGCCAAUGGGCAUUGUUGCUGUGGCUAAUGACACCAACAGCUGUGAGUUCUCUCCUUGCCGAACAAAUAACGGAGGUUGCCAAGACCUGUGUCUACCCACAUCUGAUGGACGGGUCAACUGCAGUUGCCGUGGAGACAGACAACUUCUGGAAGACAACACCUGCUCUUCACUGAAUAUGUCAUGUGGAAGUGUGGAUGACUUUGAGUGUGGAAACGGCGACUGUAUCAACUACAGCCUGACCUGCGAUGGCAUGGCCCACUGCAAAGACAAGUCUGAUGAAAAGCAGUCCUAUUGCACCAAUCGAAUUUGUAAGAAAGGCUACAGACGCUGCAUGAAUGGCCGCUGUAUCGGCCACCAGUUCUGGUGUGAUGGCACAGAUGACUGUGGUGACCACUCAGAUGAACUGCCCUGCAACAUGACCUUGUGCAAAGCAGGAGAGUUCCAGUGCAAAGAUGGAAGCUGUAUCUCCAACUUCAGCCGCUGUGACCAGGUGGUCAACUGUGAGGAUGCUGGUGAUGAAAUGAACUGCCAACCCACCGAUUGCUCCCGUUUCUUCCGCCUGGGAGUGAAAGGAGCGUCCUUCCAGAGCUGUGAGAAAACUACUCUGUGUUAUCUGUCGUCAUGGGUUUGUGAUGGCAACAACGACUGUGGAGACUUUUCAGAUGAGAGAAACUGCCCAGAUAAAAGGAAGCUUAAAUGUCCAGUCAACUUCUUUGCUUGUCCCAGUGGUCGCUGCAUUCCUAUGAGCUGGACCUGUGAUAAGGAGAAUGACUGUGAGAAUGGAGCUGAUGAGACACACUGUGACAAAUUUUGUACAUACACCCAGUUUGAAUGUGGGAACCACCGCUGCAUUUCCUCCCACUGGGUGUGUGACGGCUCUGAUGACUGUGGUGAUGGCUCUGAUGAGGACCAGAAGUGCAAAUCCAAGACCUGCAGUCCUGAGGCUUUCCAGUGUCCCGGCUCCCACAUGUGUGUGCCUCAACGCUGGAAGUGUGAUGGAGACAAGGACUGUCCUGAUGGAGCUGAUGAGAGUGUCAAGGCUGGCUGCAUGUACACCAACAACACUUGUGAUGUCGAGAAUGAGUUCAUGUGCCAGAACAGACAGUGUAUCCCCAAGCACUUUGUGUGCGAUCAUGACAUCGACUGCUCCGACGGCUCAGAUGAAUCCCCAGAAUGUGAAUACCCAACAUGUGGUCCAGAUGAGUUCCGCUGUGCCAACGGCCGCUGCCUCAACCAGAAGAAAUGGGAGUGUGACGGAGAGUUUGACUGUCAGGAUCGCUCUGAUGAGGCUCCCAAGAACCCUCGCUGCACUGACUCAGAGAGGACAUGUAAUGACUCAGCCUUUAUGUGCCGUAAUGGGAAGUGUUUGAAUGAGACUCUGUUGUGUGACCGCAAUGAUGACUGUGGUGACGGCUCUGAUGAACUCAACUGCUUCAUCAACGAGUGUCUCAACAGUAAGCUGAGUGGCUGCUCUCAGCUUUGUGAUGACCUCAAGAUUGGCUUCAAGUGCAGGUGUCAUCCUGGUUUCCAGCUUAAGCGGGAUGGGAAGACGUGUGUGGAUAUAGACGAGUGCACAACCACCUACCCCUGUUCUCAGCGCUGCAUCAACACACACGGCAGCUUCCACUGUCUCUGUGUGGAUGGCUUUGAACUCAGCCCCAAUGACCCUACAAUAUGCAAGUCCACAUCAGAAGAGGAACCCUACUUGAUCUUUGCUAACCGGUACUACCUGAGAAAACUCAACCUGGAUGGUUCCAAUUACACUCUUAUAAAACAGGGUCUGAAUAAUGCAGUGGCACUGGACUUCCACUAUGCAAAGCAGAUGAUCUACUGGACAGAUGUGACCACUCAAGGCAGCAUGAUCCGACGCAUGCAUAUGAACGGCAGCAAUAUCGAGGUUUUGCACCGGACCUCCCUGAGUAACCCAGAUGGCUUGGCAGUGGAUUGGGUUGGCGGGAACUUGUACUGGUGUGACAAAGGCCGGGACACCAUUGAGGUGUCAAAACUCAAUGGGGCCUACCGGACUGUGCUGGUCAACAGUGGCCUGAGGGAACCUCGUGCUGUGGCUGUGGAUGUACGCUAUGGGUACCUGUAUUGGUCUGACUGGGGCGACAACCCUCACAUUGGGAGAAUCGGGAUGGACGGCACCAACAGAAGUGUUAUUGUAGAGGAUAAGAUCACGUGGCCCAAUGGACUAACCCUGGACUUCAUCAAUGACCGUAUAUAUUGGGCUGAUGCCAGGGAGGACUACAUUGAGUUUGCCAGCCUGGAUGGCACCAACAGACACACAGUUCUCAGCCAGGACAUCCCCCACAUCUUUGCCAUGACUCUCUUUGAGGAGUAUAUCUACUGGACCGACUGGGAGACAAAGUCCAUCAACAGAGCUCAUAAGAGUCUGGGUACCAACAAGACCACCCUGAUCAGCACCCUGCAUCGGCCCAUGGACAUCCACAUUUACCAUCCCUAUCGCCAGCCUGAGGUGCUCAACCACCCGUGCCAGACGAACAACGGCGGCUGCAGUAACCUCUGCCUCCUCUCUCCUGGAGGAGGCUACAAAUGUGCCUGUCCCACCAACUUCUACCUGGCCAAUGAUCAGCGUACUUGCAUGUCCAACUGUACAGCCAGUCAGUUUGUGUGCAAGAACGACAAGUGCAUUCCUUUCUGGUGGAAAUGUGACACAGAGGAUGAUUGCGGUGACCGGUCGGAUGAGCCAGCAGACUGCCCUGAGUUUAAAUGCAGGCCGGGCCAGUUUCAGUGUGGCACAGGCAUCUGCACCAACCCUGCCUACAUCUGUGAUGGUGACAACGACUGCCAGGACAACUCAGACGAGGCUAACUGCGAUAUUCACGUUUGCCUGCCCAGCCAGUUCAAAUGUUCCCACCCAAGCCGCUGCAUCCCAGGUAUCUUCCGCUGUAACGGCCAGGACAACUGCGGAGAAGGAGAGGAUGAGAAGGACUGCCCUGAGGUCACGUGUGCGCCCACUCAGUUCCAGUGUGCCAUCACCAAACGCUGCAUACCUCGUGUCUGGGUGUGUGACCGCGACAAUGACUGUGUGGACGGAUCUGAUGAACCCGCCAAUUGCACCCAGAUGACUUGUGGUGUGGACGAGUUCCGAUGUAAAGACUCUGGACGCUGCAUCCCUGCUCGGUGGAAGUGUGACGGCGAGGACGACUGUGGCGAUGCGUCAGAUGAACCAAAAGAGGAGUGUGCUGAGAGGACAUGUGAACCGUACCAGUUCAGAUGUAAGAAUAACCGCUGUGUGCCGGGCCGCUGGCAGUGUGACUACGACAAUGACUGUGGGGACAACUCUGAUGAAGACAAGUGUAUGCCUCGACAAUGUUCAGAAAGUGAGUUUGCCUGCACGAAUGGCCGCUGUAUUGCCGGGAGGUGGAAGUGCGAUGGAGACCAUGACUGUGCCGAUGGAUCUGAUGAGCAUGGCUGUGAUCUGAAGUGUGACAACGACCAGUUCCAGUGUAAGAACGGACACUGUAUCCCCAUCCGCUGGCGGUGUGAUGCUGAUCCUGACUGCAUGGACGGCAGUGAUGAGGAUAAUUGUGGCAGUGCUGCUGGGCGUCACUGCCCUCUGGAUGAGUUCCAGUGUAACAACACUUUGUGUAAACCCCUCGCAUGGAAGUGUGACGGGGAGGACGACUGUGGGGACAACUCUGACGAGAAUCCUGAAGAGUGCAGGAAGUUCCAGUGUCCUCCCACCAGAGUUUUCCGCUGCCGAAACGACCGUGUAUGUCUGCAAGUGUCAAAGAGGUGUGAUGGUGUCAAUAACUGCGGCGACAACUCAGAUGAACUGAACUGCCCGGCCCUUCCAGCUGUUCCCACAUGUGAGAAGGAUGAGUUUCUGUGUGCCAAUGGCAGAUGCAUCAGCUCCACUCUGCGUUGUAACUUCUUUAACGACUGUGAGGACUAUGGCUCUGAUGAGAUCAACUGCAAGACAGACACCAAACUAAAUGACUGCAGGAGUAACAGGACUCAGUGUGGUGAUGGAGACGAGGCUCACUGCGUCACCAACAGCACAGACUCCUUCUGCUCCUGCAAACCAGGCUUCCAGAAGACAGGACACCACACCUGUGGAGAUAAGAAUGAGUGUCUGCAGUUUGGAGUGUGUUCCCACAUCUGCAACAACACCAAAGGCUCCUACAAAUGCAGCUGCUACAAGUACUUCACCAGGAUCAAUGACACCUGCAAGGCUGACAGCAUGAACAGCAGUCGGCAGAUUCUCUACAUAGCCGACGACAAUGAAAUCCGCAGCCUGGACCCUGGCAUGCCCAACUGGCGCUAUGAGCAGACCUUCCAGGGCGAUGCCAGUGUGCGUAUUGAUGCGAUGGACCUGCACGUCAAGACCAACCGCAUCUUCUGGACCAAUUGGCACACAGGCCGCAUCUCUUCCUAUGAACUUCCAGGACCGUCCACAUUGUCAACCUCCUCCAACUCUCAGAGUGAGGGCCGGAUCACCAACCUGCAGAUCAAAGAGCUGAAGAUGCCUCGUGGUAUAGCGGUGGACUGGGUGGCUGGUAACCUGUACUGGACCGACUCUGGACGAGAUGUAAUCGAAGUGGCUCAGAUGUCAGGCCAGCAUUGCAAGACCCUUAUCUCUGGCAUGAUAGACGAGCCUUACGCCAUCGUAGUGGAUCCACAGAGAGGUACCAUGUAUUGGGCAGACUGGGGGAACCACCCUAAAAUUGAGACAGCUGCCAUGGACGGCACUCUGAGACAAACUCUAGUUCAUGAGAAUAUCCAGUGGCCCACAGGUUUGGCUGUGGAUUACUUCAAUGAGCGUCUUUACUGGGCUGAUGCUAAACUCUCAGUGAUUGGCAGUGUUCGUCUGGAUGGCUCUGAUCCUGUCAUUGCUGUCUCCGGCAUCAAAAACAACCUGCUCCAUCCAUUCAGCAUAGAUAUCUUUGAGGACUACAUAUACGGGGUUACCUAUAUCAAUAACGUUGUCUUCCGGGUCAACAAGUUUGGCAAAGGCUCCAUGGAGAAUCUGACCACAGGCAUCAACCAUGCUACUGACAUAGUCCUCUACCACCGUUACAAGCAGCCAGAGAUGACUAACCCAUGUGACAGAAAGAAGUGUGAGUGGCUGUGCCUGCUCAGCCCCAGUGGACCGGUGUGUACCUGCCCUAACAACUACGUGGCCGACAACGGCACAUGUGCAGAGAGACCGAGCCCUACCCAGGCACCAUUCUCUCCCCCCUCGGGGCCCUGUGAUAUUCAGUGUCAGAACGGCGGGAGCUGCUUCCUCAAUGCCCGUCAGGUGGCCAAGUGUCGCUGCCAGCCCAGCUACACCGGAGAAAGAUGUGAGAUCAACCAGUGCAGGGACUACUGCAAGAACGGAGGCACAUGCACUGCUUCUCAUACAGGUGCUCCAACCUGCAGAUGUCCAAAGGGGUUCACAGGGCCCAACUGUAACCGCCACACUUGUCAGGACUACUGCCUGAACGGAGGCAACUGCUCUGUCAACAUGGGCAACCAGCCAACCUGUAGCUGCCCACCAGAGUACCAGGGAGACCAGUGCCAGUACAGUAAAUGUGAAGGGUUCUGUCACAACGGUGGAACCUGCUUAAAAACCUCCAACGACACCAAACUCUGCCUGUGCACCACUCAGUACAUCGGACACCAGUGUGAGCUGGACAAAUGUCAGUUCUGCGGAACGGGCAAGUGUUUGACGUCAUCCUCAGGCGAGGUUUCCUGCAGCUGUCCCAACGGUCAGACCCAACCCAGCUGCUAUACCUGUUUGGACUACUGCACUAACGGACAAUGUUCAGUUGACACUCGCACACUGCUGCCUCAGUGCAAGUGUCCUGCGGGAUGGAGGGGAUACAGAUGUGAAGUUGCAGCAGCUUCUAUGGAUUCUUCUGCUUCCAGUGGAAGUACUGCCUCCAUCGUCAUUCCAGUGCUUCUGCUGCUGUUACUGGCACUUCUUGUGGUCGGUGCCAUCUUGUGGUACAAGCGGAGAAUGCGCGGUGCAAAGGGCUUCCAGCACCACCGAAUGACAAACGGAGCCAUGAAUGUUGAGAUUGGGAACCCUGCCUAUAAGAUCUAUGAAGGAGACCCUGACGAUGACGCUGGGGAGCUCCUGGAUUCAGACUUUGCUUUGGACCCAGACAAGCCCACCAACUUCACCAACCCAGUGUAUGCCACCCUGUACAUGGGCGCCCACAACAGCCACAACUCUCUGGCCAGCACAGAUGAAAAGAAGGAGCUUCUCUCCCAGGGCGACGAGGACAUGAGUGACCCGCUGGCAUAGAGCUUGGCAAUGGACUGAACUCUGCCGACAUUGCCCUGCCCAACCCAGUGCUGAGCCAACGAGCUCUCUCAUCUUAUGCCUUUACCAACUGAAAAGAAAAGCCACAAAAAAAGCAAGAACACUGUAUAAAAUGUAUAAAAUGAAGGACUACUUUUUUAAGUGAUUGCAGUAUUAUAUUUUGUUCUUCAUCCUCUGAUGACGAAAAGGAACCAUUUUAUAGACAUUUAUUCAGUUCUUCUUUUUAAUUUUGCUCACCUCCUCCUCACAACUCUCCCUCCCCUCUCACUCAUAUAGCCACUACCUCUGUGCAAAUGUAAAAGAUAGAGAGAUAAAAAUGGCAGUGGAACAAUUUUUAUUUUUUAUUUUUGUAUGAACUGUAUAGGGGGGAAAAAAAGAAUAUUGUUCCAUCCUAGAAAACGUUGCCAAGUCUUGUUGUUCAUGAAAGAGAGGAGAAGUGUCAGUGCUCACUAUGAAUGCUUCCUGGAUGCUGGUUCGGCUCAGUCUUUCACAUUAUGUGUAUAUGUACGUUCGCUGCUGGAGGUCUAAUGGGAGACCGAGGCUGGGAGAGAAAUGUGAAGUUGUUAUACUGCACAUGUACACAUGGAGGACUCAGCAUUGCAGACGGUGUCUGUUCUGUCGUCUCAAAGAACUACAUUCAAGUGAUUGUCUUUUACCUACUUGCACAGACUAAAGUUAUAUAUUUGCAUAUAUAUAAACCUAUUAAAGUGUCUUGAAAAUAUACCCAGGAAUACAAACAUCAGUAAGAAAUAGCAGUCUUUACUUUUUAACAGUUUUUUUUUAAUCAUUGUAUAAUUGACAUACUUUGUGUCAGCAAUGAAUGAGUCAAUGGCAGUGUGUGAGUGCGCUGGAUGAAGAUGAUUGUAAUAAAGUCCACAUUCCAGGAUGAAAAGUCUGGGAUGAAUAUCCGUGGCCUUGGUUUAGCCUACUGCAGGACACUGUGGACAGGAGCCGGAUUUUGUUCUGGAACUGUUCUCGAAAGUUCUUUUUGGGAGUGAUGGCAAGCUUCUGUGAAUUUUCCGGUCAUCACUGAAAAACAAUCUGCGACUAAUAAUUACCUGAGAAUGGUUGCAUUUAGCUUUUGUUCCUUGUCUUUUGAUUGUCAAUGUACUUUCAGGAAAGGCCAGGGAGACUGUUUGAUGGUAUGUACUUCUGUGGGAGAGUUUUUUUCUUUCUUUGUUUUUUUUUUUUUUAUUGUAUGUAAUUACAUGGACAUGUAAUUUAGGGUAAUGCUCAUUGUAAAGUGCAUUCCUAGGAAGGGGGCUGAUCAGCUUCCUGAUAAGCAUUCCUUUUUUAAUUUCUUUGCCUUGCUGCUAAUGCUAACCAUCUUGUCUGUCUUUCAAACUGGUUUUUAGUCUUAAAAGUGUUGCUCUCUCUGUGUGUCUCACUGCUCACCACGCUGCUUUUAACUGAGCUUAUCAGCCAUACCUGCCAUAUCACUCUGCAUGGUGCUCACACACACACCCAUCCUAAAGGAAACUCUCUGGCUUUGCCCCUCACUUGUUAACAGUAUUCAUGACUUUUUUUAGUUUUUACAUCCUGCUUUGUUAGAUUUUCACCUGAUCAUGUAAAUUAUAAUAAUCAUUUUUCAGUUGGAGAAUUUCUUUUGGUGGCAAAAACCCACAUGGAUAUUUGUGGUUCUGAUUGUUUUGUUAUGAUUCUAUUUCUUUUUGAUAUAAGAAAUUAAAUGGAUUUUUAUAGUAGAAA